Molecule: messenger RNA, 1991 nt
Organism: Marmota flaviventris (yellow-bellied marmot)
Lineage: Eukaryota; Metazoa; Chordata; Mammalia; Rodentia; Sciuridae
Gene: Abhd13
Product: abhydrolase domain containing 13
Cellular component (GO): membrane
Molecular function (GO): palmitoyl-(protein) hydrolase activity
Source: RefSeq, a predicted model, not a curated record
CGGUUCCCAGCCGGGAGGACGGCGGAGAGCAGGUUAUGUGGGAGCCGGCGGGGACAUUUGCCGGCGACACUCGAGCGCUGGCCGGAAGUGGAGCCGCCAAGAGCCGCGCCGCUGGAUCUCCGGGCUAGACCGUGGCGACGGCGGCGGCCCUUCGGCUCGAGGAGGACGAUGAGGAGCGACGGAAGCGGCGCCGGGCGACGCUGCUGCGCGGCGCUCGGUUUCGUGCCCGCGGCCGACCUCGCAACCUGCCAGCAAGCCUGAGAUACUUACGGAGAGCUACAAUGGAAAAGUCCUGGAUGCUGUGGAACUUCAUUGAAAGAUGGCUAAUAGCCUUGGCUUCGUGGUCUUGGGCUCUCUGCCGUAUUUCUCUUUUACCUUUAAUAGUGACUUUUCAUCUGUAUGGAGGCAUUAUCUUACUUUUGUUAAUUUUCAUAUCAAUAGCAGGUAUUCUGUAUAAAUUCCAGGAUGUAUUGCUUUAUUUCCCAGAACAGCCGUCCUCUUCGCGCCUUUAUGUUCCCAUGCCCACUGGUAUUCCACAUGAGAACAUUUUCAUCAGAACCAAAGAUGGAGUCCGUCUAAAUCUUAUUUUAAUAAGAUACACUGGAGACAAUUCGCCCUAUUCCCCAACUAUAAUUUAUUUUCAUGGGAAUGCAGGCAACAUAGGUCACAGGUUACCAAAUGCAUUGCUUAUGUUGGUUAACCUCAAAGUUAAUCUUUUGCUUGUUGAUUAUCGAGGAUAUGGAAAAAGCGAAGGAGAAGCAAGUGAAGAAGGGCUCUAUUUAGAUUCCGAAGCUGUGCUAGACUACGUGAUGACUAGACCCGACCUUGAUAAGACAAAAAUUUUUCUUUUUGGCCGUUCCUUGGGAGGAGCAGUGGCCAUUCAUUUGGCUUCUGAAAAUUCACAUAGGAUUUCAGCCAUUAUGGUGGAGAACACAUUUUUAAGCAUACCGCAUAUGGCCAGCACUUUAUUUUCAUUCUUUCCAAUGCGUUACCUUCCUUUAUGGUGCUACAAAAAUAAAUUUUUGUCCUACCGAAAAAUCUCUCAGUGCAGAAUGCCUUCACUUUUCAUCUCUGGACUCUCCGACCAACUAAUUCCACCAGUAAUGAUGAAGCAGCUUUAUGAACUCUCCCCCUCUCGGACUAAGAGGCUAGCCAUUUUUCCAGAUGGAACUCAUAACGACACGUGGCAGUGCCAGGGCUACUUCCCUGCACUGGAACAGUUCAUCAAAGAAGUGAUAAAGAGUCAUUCUCCUGAAGAAAUGACGAAAACGUCAUCUAGUGUAACAAUUAUAUGAUGCUCCCCUUUUUGAUUAAUGCAUUGUAUUUUAAUUUGUGCAGAAUGAUAAAGAAUGUUCAUUUCUUAGAAGUGUGUUACGUCUGUACUUGUCUGAAGAAUGACAUUAAACUUUGAAAGGACCUCAGUGUACCUUUAUGAUGAUCCAAAUGGUUUUUUACAUUUGAAGAACUGUAAUUAUUGGGAUUAUUUCACACAUGUUCAUCAAAACUUUCAAUGUGGUUAUAUAUCCAUAACUUUAGUUUAGUACAUCAGUAUAAUAAUAGAGGUUAUUCAAAAGUUUCUUGUUGCUUAAGUGACAUAUAAUCUGUGUCACAUUUAGGCUAAUAGCUGGGAAUGAAUGAAAGGAGACACAUGAGCAAGAAACCUUUGGAUGUAAUUCCUGUAGUAAAUAUUGGGACAAUCAUGGUAAGAAAACUUAAUUCUAUAACUGCAUUUUUCACCUUAAAAGUUAAAAUGAAAUGCAUGAUGGUAUUUUAUUCCUUGACUUAUGCAAUGCAACAUUUUUAAUGUAAAUAGCACUGGCCAUAUACUGGUGUAUAUGGUUAUCUGGGUUAUAUCUAUUUUUAUGUAAAUUCUAUUUUGUUUCUGGCAAAAAGUGGAACUGAGGCCUGUGUGCAGGUUGCCAUUGACCUUUGCUCUGGUGGACGCUGAGAUCCAGCUUUUUCUUACAAAUAAAUGGGACCCUGUUUUCCAA